AAUAUGUCAGUUAUCUUCUGAGUAAUUCUGAGAUGUGUAUGAAGUGUGAUUGCUCUUGAUGAGGAGCUUAAUACGUUCAUUAUCCGCUAAUGUGCACAUACAUGAACAUGGCCUAAUUGACUCCUUCCCCAUCAACCAUUGUUUAUACAUAAAGGUACAUUAAAACAUUUAUUAAAUCUUCUUUUUUGAAUGACUUUUUUAUUUUCAAUGAAAGUAACACUUGAUGUGUGUUUUAGACCAGGUGGAAAUGAAACAGCAAAGAGAAGAACUGAAUGAAGUAGAGGAGGAACAUCAUAACUUUAAAACUCAAAGAACAAAUGCGAAAAAACUGCACACCUGCCCUCAGUGUGGAAAGAGUUUCACAGGAAAUGGAGGUCUUGAAAGACACUUAAGAAUUCAUACUGGAGAAAAACCGUUUACAUGCACUCAGUGUGGAAAGAGUUUCACACAUAAAGGAGACCUUACGACACACAUGAGAGUUCACACCGGAGAAAAACCAUUCAAGUGUGAUCAAUGUGGAAAAAAGUUUAUUUCAUCAUCACAUCUAAAAGCUCACCUGAAUGUUCAUUUAGAUGAGAGGCCUUAUGUGUGUUCUCUCUGUGGAAAGAGUUUUUCAUGGCUGAACAGUUUUAAACAGCACCAGAAAAUACAUAAAGAAGUCAGAGAUUAUAUGUGCUUUGACUGCGGGAAGAGAUUUACAACAGCUGAGCAUCUGAGGCAGCACCAAAGAAUUCAUACUGGAGAAAAACCUUACAAGUGCUCAUCUUGUGACAAGAGUUUUACUGUGUCUGGAAACCUGAAAAAACAUGAGCGUAUUCAUACUGGAGAGAAGCCGUACUGCUGUUCUCAGUGUGGGAAGAGUUUCACCCAAUCACAUCAUCUUGUUGCUCAUAUUAAAAAGCAUUGUUCUGUGUCACAGUGAGAAAAUGUUUUCUUCAGAUCCAACAUUUUGAAGUAAAUCAUGUGAGUUUCAAAUAAAGUAAGGUUCCCUUUGUAAAGUGUUUAUAAAGGUGUUUGUUAAUGACUAAUAACUCAUUUACAAAUGCAUUAAAAGUCAUU
Megalobrama amblycephala (Wuchang bream) is the source of this 1059-nucleotide messenger RNA. Its product is annotated as gastrula zinc finger protein XlCGF49.1-like. The transcript has a single exon. Bases 224 to 922 code for a protein of 232 amino acids. Gene Ontology annotation, biological process: regulation of transcription by RNA polymerase II. Lineage: Eukaryota; Metazoa; Chordata; Actinopteri; Cypriniformes; Xenocyprididae. Gene Ontology annotation, molecular function: RNA polymerase II transcription regulatory region sequence-specific DNA binding; DNA-binding transcription factor activity, RNA polymerase II-specific. The record is from RefSeq and is a predicted model, not a curated record. Gene Ontology annotation, cellular component: nucleus.